Dendroctonus ponderosae (mountain pine beetle) is the source of this 1794-nucleotide messenger RNA. Its product is annotated as mevalonate kinase. Gene Ontology annotation, biological process: isoprenoid biosynthetic process; cholesterol biosynthetic process. The coding region runs from base 372 to 1670 and encodes 432 amino acids. The record is from RefSeq and is a predicted model, not a curated record. Gene Ontology annotation, cellular component: cytoplasm. NCBI's taxonomy places the organism in Eukaryota, Metazoa, Arthropoda, Insecta, Coleoptera, Curculionidae. Gene Ontology annotation, molecular function: mevalonate kinase activity; ATP binding. The transcript is spliced from 9 exons.
GAACGCAGCCGAAAUUGAGAAAAUGGCAUUACAAAUCCGUCAUGCACGAAAAUGUUUUACGGUUUUCCCCGUUAUAACCAAACUGUUCCGGUCUUUUAACGGUAAAAGAAUGCCUAUAACGAAAGAACACAUUGAAAGCAAGUUGCAAAAGGAACUGGAAGCCACACAUGUGGACGUGGUAGAUCAUUCUGGUGGUUGUGGUGAAAAGUUCGCUUGUUUAGUGGUAUCAGAUAAAUUUGAAGGAAAGCCAUUGCUGCAGCGACAUAGGCUGGUAAAUAACGUUUUAAAAGAGGAAUUGGCGCAGAUUCAUGCGUUGUCCCUGCAAACUUUAACUACCAAGCAGUGGGCCGCAGAACAGUAGUAGUAGAGUAAUGGCGAGUUUAUCUAGAAGUAGCUUUUAUAAUUAUAAUGUUCAGAGUGAUGUGGAGUUGAAAGUAUCAGCGCCAGGAAAAAUAAUUCUCCAUGGAGAACAUUCAGUGGUAUACGGAAAGCUGGCAUUAGCAGCAAGUUUGGGCUUGCGAACCAAACUGCACUUGUAUGAAAUCGACUUGCCCAAUAAGCUGGUCUUGAAUUGCUUGCCGCUUGACUUCGAAUACGUUUUCGAUUUGCAAGAACUUAUCGAAGAACUGUUAGAUAAGCCCAUAGCAAUUACUUCGCACCCUUCAUCUUUCAACUGGGAGUCGCCAAAGUUAGUCAAUCAUCAAUCAUUGGUAGAAAUAGUGGAAAAUGUAGCUGUUGAAGCUUUGAUGAACAUAAAUCCUGCCCCUAACCGAGCAGUUGUUCAAACAGUUAUGGGUGUCCUUUAUUUGUUUGCUGGCAUAUUGUCGUCCACUUCAGUUAGUUUAUGCCCCAUGCGCAUCAUAAUAGAUUCGGAUAUUUCUAUGGGAGCUGGUACUGGCAGCUCGGCUAGUUUUUCAGUGGCUUUUGCAGCCCUUUUCAUCAGCUACCUCAAGCGCAAAACAAUUGGAUCGAAAAAUGUGUCCAAAGAUGGUUUCAAGCCAUUUUACUGGCCACAAGCCGACGUUGAUGUUUUAACUCAUUACACUUCGGGUGAACUUGAUCGAAUUUCCGACUGGGCCUUUCAAUGCGAAAUGCUGUUCCAUGGAACACCCUCAGGCCUAGACAACACGGUGUGUACUUUUGGCAAUUUGGUACAAUAUCGCAAAAACCACUCCACCACUCAUCUAACGCUCAACACUCCUUUGACUUUACUACUCGUAAACAGCAAAGAGCCCCGCGAAACCAAGAAGAUGGUUGCUGCAGUUGCCAAACUUAAGGAAGACUUUCCGCAUUUGGUGGAACAUAUUCUAGAGGCCCUAGAAGACUUAACUGUGAACGCUUCGGGUGUUAUUCAAAAAAUCGACACCGCUGCAGUUGCUGGCGAUGGCGCCGGUUUGAGCAACGGCUUUAACAAAUGGAAGACCUUGAUUGAAAUAAAUCAUAGUCUUCUAUGCUCUUUGGGAGUGUCGCAUCCGAAGCUGGAUAAAAUCAACAGAAUUCUGGACAAAUUUGGAUUAUCGGGAAAGCUUACGGGAGCAGGAGGAGGUGGAUAUGUAAUUUCGGUGAUUCCUCCAUCGUAUGAUCCAAAGGAGGUAAUCCGCGUACUGAAGAAGAAUGGUUUUGAAGUUACUGUUACGAAACUGGGAGGUCCAGGGGUUCGCGUUGAUUAAAUCGAUCCAGUUCAGUUGCUAAGCAUUGUACUCCUACGCUGUUAAUUUUUCCGGGAUUUAAUGUUGGUGGUGUUUUUUCCAUUUUCUACCUGUCAUGGUUAAUAAAGUUUUCUUACGAGUUGUA